Messenger RNA from Brassicogethes aeneus, 1200 nucleotides. The record is from the annotation of a GenBank genome assembly. Lineage: Eukaryota; Metazoa; Arthropoda; Insecta; Coleoptera; Nitidulidae.
AUGUCUAUGAAAAUUGUGUAUUUACUGGGAGCAUUGGACAUAUUGAACUUGUCCAUGUUCAUAAUAACAUUUUCCCCCUAUGUAAGAGGCAUUGGGGGUAGUCAUUCCUACAUGGGAAUCGUUAUGUCUAGCAGUGCUGUUGUCAGCCUAUUUUGGAAUCCCAUAGUUGGUAGUAUAGGAGACCACAGCGGACGAAAAGGCAUUCUGAUUAAAUGUCUUAGCAUUUCAUUAGUGGGAAAUAUUAUAAUUUUAGUAUUUAAGCCUCUUGAAUCAUUAGCUGUGAUAUAUAUUAGUAGACUGAUAUGCUCUUUUGGUGCACCCACAGGAAGUCUCAUCAGAACUUUGGUGACAGAUAUUGCCAAAACUCCAGAAGAAAAAUCCACUGCCAUGAGCAAACUGGGGGGUUUUUCGGCGCUGACUUUUAUGAUGGGGGCCCUUAUGGGGGGGUUCAUGAACGAAAAUAAAAACGGUUCCACCAUUAACAUGACAAUUAUUUGCCUGAUUGGAAUUGUGAGCAUAGUUACCGCAUGCCUCCUGCCAAACCCAGAGAAAAAACCGCAGGAAAAAGGCAAAAAAGCACAAAAAAAUAACCAACUAAAAGAGGCAUUCCAAAGUUUGAAAAAAAUUGACUGGGACAAAUUCUGGGAACUGUUCACGAUAAAACUUUUGACAGACUUGUGCUCCGGCAUAAUGCAAUCGAAUUUAGGCGUGAUUUUGGCGCAAACUUUCAUGAUCCGCGGCAAAAACAUGGGUCUUAUACUGACCUUGAUAAGCAUAUGCAAUAUCGCCACCAAUUUCAGUAUGAUCAAGCUGAAAAAAACCUUAUACGCCAACGAUGAAGGUUUUCAAAGACUAAUGCAUGGCACGAUACUUUUAAUGCUUUCUUUUGCCGGUAUGGGUACCUCCACAAACUUCUACAUCUUCAUGAUAUUCUUUGUCAUGAUGGGAAUUGCGAGACCUUUAAUCGACACAACUCUCACCAAUGUGCUUACCAACAGAGCCUCCGAACAGGAGAAAGGAGGCAUUUUGAGUUUAUUUGAGUCCAUUUUAUCGUUGACUGGGAUGGUUUCGCCACUUUUCUCUGGAGUGGUUGCUGAUAAGUACGGGGAACAAGUUCCCAUAAUGUUGUGCGCCAUACCAGCCAUGUUCGCCAGUAUUAUGGCGGCCCGACAAAAAUCCCGCCCAAUCAAAGCCGAUUAA